Malassezia pachydermatis is the source of this 1701-nucleotide messenger RNA. RefSeq names its product histone acetyltransferase 3. Gene Ontology annotation, biological process: regulation of DNA-templated transcription. The record is from RefSeq and is a predicted model, not a curated record. The transcript has 2 exons. Lineage: Eukaryota; Fungi; Basidiomycota; Malasseziomycetes; Malasseziales; Malasseziaceae. Gene Ontology annotation, molecular function: histone acetyltransferase activity. The coding region runs from base 1 to 1701 and encodes 566 amino acids.
AUGGCCACGCACUGGCAGCGCCAGGGGGUAGGCCGUGCCAAGGCGUCGGCCAAGGGCAAGGCGCCCAGCCAUGUUCGCCUGUGUGCAUUUUGUCUGGGCACAGACGAGAUGAAUCGCAAGACGAAGAAGCCUGAGCCGCUUGUGUGCUGCAGUGAAUGUGGAAGUUGUGGACAUCCAUCGUGUAUGCAUUGGGACCAUGCAGGAAAAAAGUUGGCUGUUGUGCGUACAUACGAUUGGCAUUGCAUGGAGUGCAAGACAUGCGAAGUAUGUUUGGAUAAAGGCGAUGAUGAGCAGAUUAUGUUUUGUGAUCGUUGUGAUCGCGGUUGGCAUUUGUACUGCUUACGACCUGCGCUAGACAAACCACCUCGGGGCCUGUGGUACUGCCCAACGUGCCAGCCACCAGCGCCGCCAAACCCUGCACCAUCGCGCACCAUUGUACGCAUUAAACGAAAGCCGAAAGGAGAAGAAGCGCCAGUAAAGAAAGCCAAAGCCACAGAGCCAUUGGACGACGAACCUUUCAGUGGAUUGCUCACUGGCGACGAUGCCAAUACCACGACGAAUGAACCGUCAGAAGACGAUAUGGAGCGAUACCAAGCUAGCAAACGAGCUGCUGAGUACCAGCUGGGUGGUGCAGUGAGUUUACCGUCACGUACACUGCACGCCCCCUCCCACAACAUCAAGGCAGAAAGUGUGUCGGCAGCCGGUGCCAGUACAGGGAAGGCACGCCCGAUUUCCAUGAUUCGCUUUGGCUCCUAUGAUAUCCAGACAUGGUUUCAGGCCCCCUUCCCAGAAGAGUACAGCGUUGUACCUGAUGGGCGCUUGUGGAUGUGUGAGUUUUGUUUGAAGUACAUGAAAAGCCGUUUUAUGGCUACACGGCACCGCAUGAAAUGCAUGAUGCAUUAUCCGCCUGGCCAGGAAAUUUAUCGCGCAAACAGCAUUUCUGUGUUCGAAGUGGACGGGAGCAAAAACAAAAUCUACUGCCAAAACCUGUGUUUGCUAGCAAAGUUGUUCCUUGACCAUAAAACCCUCUAUUACGACGUGGAACCGUUUUUGUUUUAUGUCUUUGUGGAGAGUGAUGCAUCAGGUUCGCAUUUUGUGGGGUACUACAGCAAGGAGAAACGCUCACCUAUGGAUUACAAUGUAAGCUGUAUCAUGACACUGCCGAUUCACCAGCGACGUGGAUGGGGCUACUUCCUUAUUGAGAUGAGCUACCUACUCUCCCAGAAAGAAGGACGCCUUGGCUCGCCCGAAAAGCCCUUGUCUGACUUGGGUUUCCUCACCUAUCGAAGCUACUGGAAAUUAGCCGUGUUCCGGGCCCUUCAGUCCGACCCCACAUGCACUUUGGACGAUUUGUGCAUACGCACCGGCAUGAAAAUGGACGAUGUGCUAUAUACCCUACAAGAUAAUCAUAUGAUCGAAGUCUUCCAUAACGGCACAGACAUGGGACGGCUUCCGCCGCAAUAUUUCACCGAGAAAAGUGGCAAAGACCAACGCCGUGAAAGUCCUGCUAUCCCUUUGCAAGAGACGCCGAUACCGAAUGAUUACCGCCUUGUACCUGACUUGGACGGCAUCCGUGCUCAUCUUGCAAACCAUGAUGCGAAGAAGUACGUUCGCGUCGAUCGCGACAAGUUGCGCUGGACGCCUUUCUUGUUUGCGCCGCCCCCGCCUAUAGCUACGAAGCCAGAUGACGAAGCGCUGUAA